CAAAUUUGAAAAGAUCCGUCAAUAACGAAAUAAUAGAAACAACAUUUUUUGAAUUGACGACGAAGACGACGACAACGACGAGACAUUUCUUUUUUCUUUCCAAAAAGAUAAUUUUUCUAUUUGCAUCCCUCUCUUACCAAGAAAGUAUAGACUGACAUUGAGUUAUAUAGAAAUAAAAGAAAAUGAAAGUUCACCGGAAGUUGAUAUGAUAUAAAAAGGAGAAUCCAUUAGAGCACCCUAUUUGGUUUAUGCUCUAAGGGCAAGAAGAAAAAUUAUCGUUGUUGAUGGACUAAGGUAAUGUAAGGAAAAAAAAAAAAAAAAGAAAGAAAGAAAAGAAAGAGAUUAAAAAAAGAAGAAAAAAAAAAAAAGAAAAGGUGAAAGUGAAUAAUUCGAUUAGGUCCAUCUUUUCAAAAGUAACAUUAAUCUGUGGGAACAAUACCGAUGGAGCAAACUCGACGAAUCGAGACGAGAACAGCUGGCUAUUAAAGGGUAGUCGUGCAUGAAACGGAAGUGUAGAAGAAAGGGAAAAAGGACGGCCUGUUUUGGCUUAUAAUCAGAGAAUCGAUAUAGUGACUCACCAGAUCGUAUUUAAUAUCAUCGACACGGAACUAAUGAAACGAGAUUUGCAUUUUUAAAAAAAAAAAGAAAAAAAAAAAUUCAAGAAAGAAUUCAAAAGUGCAAAUGUGUCUCUUCUCUUUUUCUUCUUUGUUGAAUUUGUUUAAAAAAAAAAAAAAAAAAAAAAACCAACAACAACAAGUGUAGUGCUAUAAAAAUAAUUCAAUGUAUGGCUCAUGGAUUGUACAGCCCAUCGAAAAUAAUUUAAGAUAAUAGCCAUAAUUCUUUUUCUUUCUCUUUUGUACAUUUUUAAAGAAGUAAGAAUACCAUGAACGAAUUUCGAUCGAUAAAAAAAUCAUAAUAAUUGAUUAUUAUUUUCUUUCAUUAUUAAUAAUGUUAACCGAAGAUAUUCUUUACAUUGAUUCGUACAAUUUAAAAUCAUGGCGUCUAUCAGUGAAAACGUCGUUGGAAUUGUGAUUAGUAAAAAUCAAAGUAUAGUGUCUUGUGAUAUAAUAAUCAUUACAAGAGACAUCGUAAAAAUCGAUUGAUCGUUUAUUAUGUAAAUGAUUUAUAAGUGAUAAAAAGUGGGAACGUUCGUUCUAAAUAAUAUUUUUUCCGUCAUUUGUUCGAUGAUAAAAAAGAAAAAAAAGAAAAAAAAGAAAGAAAGAAAUCAUGUGAACUGUUCGAAUAAAGUAUAGCGGGGAAAAAACUCAGAUUUUUUUUCUACCAAUCCAAUCGAGUUCCUAAGAACGAAGCUGAUCAAAGUAAAUCGUUAACAUCGAAGAUAUAUAAGAUAGUCGAGUGGUAUACACGGUGGGAAAAAAAAAAUAAAAAGGGAAGAAAGAAGGAGAAAAUAAAAAGCAAGAAUAAAGAAUAGUGAAAAAGAAAAAGUCAUGAUGCAGUCCUUGGAAAAUUCUUUCGAUUCCAUAAACAAUUAUCGUUGGAACACGUCGUUAUUAUGGUUCGACAAUUACACCUUCGAUAACUUGGUAUAUAACGAUACAAACUCGACUGAUCUCGAGUCGAGAAAUCAAUUCAUACUGCCAUGGUGGAGACAGAUGAUAUGGAGCUUGCUAUUUGCCGGUAUGAUCAUUGUUGCUACCGGUGGAAAUCUAAUAGUGAUAUGGAUUGUCCUUGCGCACAAGAGGAUGCGUACAGUAACCAAUUACUUCUUGGUCAAUCUCAGUAUAGCAGAUGCCAUGGUGUCAACGUUGAACGUUACAUUUAAUUACAUUUACAUGCUCAACAGUCAUUGGCCAUUUGGUACUCUUUACUGUAAGAUUUGCCAGUUCAUCGCGGUACUCACUAUUUGUGCGAGUGUCUUCACUUUAAUGGCUAUCUCGAUCGAUCGGUACAUGGCUAUAGUAAAUCCAUUGAGACCAAGAAUGGGUCGAAGAGCUACCCUUUGUGUCGCUGUGGUCAUUUGGAUCGUCGGCGCCAUUCUUUCUUUCCCAAUGCUGCUCUUUUACACUACCUACACACAAAACUUCGCUAAUGGUGAAGUUCGAGUAAUAUGUUACAGCGAUUGGCCUAACAGAGACGACAAUGGUCUUAGCUUUCAGGAGUAUCUAUACAACGUAAUCUUUAUGAUCCUAACAUAUUUUCUACCAAUCGGCUCGAUGACUUUCACAUAUGCCAGAGUCGGUGCGGAAUUAUGGGGCUCGCAAAGCAUCGGUGAAGCUACGGCAAGACAAUUGGAAAAUAUUCGAAGUAAACGAAGGGUCGUCAAGAUGAUGAUCGUAGUGGUGGUAAUAUUCGCAGUCUGUUGGUUACCAUUUCACGUGUACUUCAUAGUAACAUCGUAUCUGCCAGAGAUCACAAACGAAUCUUACAUUCAAGAAGUCUUUCUUGGUAUCUAUUGGCUAGCCAUGUCGAAUAGCAUGUACAAUCCUAUUAUUUAUUGUUGGAUGAAUUCUAGAUUUCGUCGUGGUUUCGCUCAACUUUUUUCAUGGUGCCCAUGGGUAAGGGUCAUCCCCGAACCGUCUCUCUCUCGUUCAGAAGCAGUUACAUCACGAUAUAGUUGCACCGGAAGUCCUGAAGCUAAUACGAGGAUAUCACGGAACGGCACGGUACGAAUACCGCUGCAUCUACAAUCAACGAGAGGAGAAGGAAAUGAACAUUUUUUGGGACAUCAAAUUCGUGGAAGAAGAUGGAGAAAUAAUCAAGAAAGAGGGCACGUUUCCUGACAGGAUCAGGAAAUUACUACAACUACUACUACUACUACUAAUCAACAACAACAACAACAACAACAGCAGCAGCAACACCAACAACAACAACCACAACAACAACAUCAACAACAAGUGCAUACUUGGAUAUGAAAGAGAUUUAUAUCCAUAAAAAUAUACUAGCACCUAUGACCUUUUAAACCGGUUCUACGUUAUGGCUGAAAACCAAACGUUGAGAGAAUCUUCAUUAUAUCUUCCCAUCGAUAUAAUAGAUCUCUUUUCUUCCUACCAUGAUACUUUUACUUUUUAUUUCUUUUUUUGUUUUUUUCUUACAUCAUACGACGAAUUACCAUACCACAGAUUCACGAGGCUAUAUUUUUUCCAAUUGCAUUCCUGCUUUUAUUUUUUCUUUUUCCUUUUCUUUUCUUCUUUUCUUUUUUGUUUUUCCCCCCCUUCAACGUUACCGUCAUCUCAUUGAUUAUAUUUAAAAAAAAAAAAGAAAAAAAAAAAGAAAUAAAGGCAAAAAAAAGAAAAACGGACCAAUGACUAUACAUUUACUAUACUUUCCAUAAGGUGAAAAAUAAAAAAUAGUCUUUUUCUAAGAUGAAAAUCAAAAAAGAAAAAUAAAAAAAAAAUAAAAAAGAAAAAGAAAAACACACGAUCGAAACGUUAGUUGAAAAUACAUGAAUAUAUUUGUUGUAAGUUCAUCUAUUAAUAUUUUAGAAAGAUGAAAGAAAAUGUUUCAUUAUGUACCUAAUCUGCUUGUUCCUAUCAUACAUACAUAAUAUUCUAAUAACCGAACUGAUGUUUAAAGAUGUAUAAUUAUAAUCGAGUCAAACACAAAUCUCUUCACGAAAAGUUCCAUUAAUAAAACAAAUUACAUUUCUUUUUUCGAUAGAUAAGGCAGACAAUUUUCAAGUAAUAUUUUAUAUUAAUUAGUCAAUCAUUAAGUUCAAUGACGGAAUUCUUUUUUAUAAAUCGUCGAUUACUUUCCCGAUAAAAUAUAUUCUUCUUUUUUUAUUUCGUUGCGUCAGGGUUGCGUCAGGAUGCAGAUAAAAGAGAUUAAUUUGAAAUUAAAAAUGUCGAGAUGGAAUAAGAAAUAAUUGUAAAUGAACGAAAUUCGACCUAACUUUGUAAUUGUAAACAAAAAAAAAAAAAUAAGGAAAAAAAAGUAAUCUAUAAUUGAAAUAUUAUCUUUGUUAAAUUCUUUGUCGACAACAAUUUAAAGUUAUCGAUACUAGUCAUAUAAACGCACGAGAGAUUAAACAAAUAUAAUUAAGAUUCGUAUAAUUAUACUUGAUAAUGAAAGAAGUAAUAAAAAGAAAAUAAAAAGGAAAAAAAAAAGAAAAACAUUAUAAAAAGUAUACUUGCGAAAGGAGCUUUGUUUAGACGAAAAAAUUCUGCUAUUAUUACGGAGCAA
Messenger RNA from Vespa mandarinia (Asian giant hornet), 4140 nucleotides. RefSeq names its product tachykinin-like peptides receptor 99D. The record is from RefSeq and is a predicted model, not a curated record. Gene Ontology annotation, biological process: G protein-coupled receptor signaling pathway. Gene Ontology annotation, cellular component: plasma membrane. Lineage: Eukaryota; Metazoa; Arthropoda; Insecta; Hymenoptera; Vespidae. Gene Ontology annotation, molecular function: tachykinin receptor activity.